AUGGAUGAGGAAUACGACGCAAUCGUUCUCGGAACAGGUCUUAAGGAAUGCAUCAUUUCGGGGAUGUUGUCCGUGUCGGGCAAGAAGGUUCUUCAUAUUGACAGAAACAACUACUAUGGAGGAGAGUCGGCAUCGUUGACUCCGUUGGAGCAACUUUACGAGAAGUUUAUGGGUCCAAAUGCCAAGCCCCCUCCAGAGAUGGGACGUGGCCGUGACUGGAAUGUGGAUCUUAUUCCAAAGUUUUUGAUGGCUAAUGGCUCCUUGGUCAAACUUCUCAUUCAUACUGGU
This is a messenger RNA of Cylicostephanus goldi, 288 nucleotides long. Lineage: Eukaryota; Metazoa; Nematoda; Chromadorea; Rhabditida; Strongylidae. The record is from the annotation of a GenBank genome assembly.